AUGAGGCAUCUUUGGUUCGAAAGUCUGGCGAUUCUGAAGAUUCAUUGGAGAAUAAAAGAUGAAAAAGAUGACCCUGAUAAAGAUACAUUGACUUCUGCUGGAGGGUGGUGGAAACUGCUUCAGAGGGCCAACAAUCAAAACGAGGCAAGAUGUCUACACCGAAAGAGCCCAAAAGCGGAGAUGAAGAUGAUGAGAAAUGAGAAACAUAAAUCAAAGGAAGGCAGAAAACCCAGCACAUGA
This is a messenger RNA of Acanthoscelides obtectus, 240 nucleotides long. The record is from the annotation of a GenBank genome assembly. NCBI's taxonomy places the organism in Eukaryota, Metazoa, Arthropoda, Insecta, Coleoptera, Chrysomelidae.